AUGGCCAUCUCUCAUCACCCAAUCCCGGGUGAUACUUCUCUAUCAUCUCCUCAUACCUAUCAACCAAACCUUCCCAAAACCCGUGCAAAUAGUAUUGAUUCUCCACAAACACUUUCUCCAUCCAUGUAUCUUUCUGAGAAAGCAGGAGAUAGAUCAAUGCUGACUGAUCAUCUGCCUCAAAAGCUGGUCUACCUUUCAGAUAAGCCGUCAAUACCUUCCCGGCCUCAUCACGAAUUGGCCCUUUAG
Arabidopsis thaliana (thale cress) is the source of this 246-nucleotide messenger RNA. RefSeq lists its product as uncharacterized. The record is from RefSeq and is marked reviewed. Lineage: Eukaryota; Viridiplantae; Streptophyta; Magnoliopsida; Brassicales; Brassicaceae. The transcript has a single exon. Bases 1 to 246 code for a protein of 81 amino acids.